Molecule: messenger RNA, 987 nt
Organism: Coffea eugenioides
Lineage: Eukaryota; Viridiplantae; Streptophyta; Magnoliopsida; Gentianales; Rubiaceae
Exons: 2
Coding region: 1-987 (328 amino acids)
Source: RefSeq, a predicted model, not a curated record
AUGGAGGGUAGACGUAGUGGACUAGGCCGAGGGCGCAGACCUAGGCAAUCUUUGAAUGAAGACGGUAAUCGCGAACCAGUACCUAAACAGAAUUGGGAACCAGGGGUCAAUCCUAAUACCCAAGUAGUCACAGCUAUUCAGCGCAUGAUCGAUCUUUUAGCCCAUAUAGUGGAUUACCCUGAUGUGGCCGAGAGGUGGCUAGAGAAAAUGAUUGAUAUUUUCGCCGCUUUGCAUUAUACUGAGGAUAGACAGCUGACUUUUGCUGUCUUCCAGUUGGAGAGAGCAACCUGUUCUUGGUGGAAUGUGAUAAGAAUGAAGUGGGAAAGAGAGCAAACCCUAAGAACUUGCGUAAACUUCAUGAAGGAGUUUAAUGCAAAAUAUUUUCCGCCUCUGAUUCAGAAGAAAAAGAAGGAUGAGUUUAUUAGGGUUCGCCAGGGAGCUCAAACUGUAGCUGAGUAUGAAAGUCAAUUUACUAGAUUAUCUAAGUUUGCUCCCGAACUAAUCGUGACCGAGCAAAGGCGAAUAAGGCGAUUUGUUGAAGAGAUGAAUGUUGAGAUUCAAAAGGAUUUAGCGGUAGCCCAAAUCAAUACAUUUAGUGAUGUGGUAGAGAAAGUCCAACAGGUCGAGAGUACGAGGCUACAAGUUAGAACCUUUCAAGUGAAGAAACGGGGUUUGCCUGGUAGUAGCUCGGGACAAGGGAACAAGAAUGCACCUCCUAAGUUUGGAAGAGGGACUGACAGAAUAAAACUUCCGGAGAUGCCAAGAGGAGCCCCGUCAAGAGGAAGUCUAGGUGGGAGAGAACAACAGAGAGGUGCAUCACAAGAAGGCUCGACAUUAGCUUCCCGUGUUUCUUGUGGUUAUUGUGGGAAGCCGAAUCACACAGAGGAAAAUUGUUGGAGGAAAGAAAGAAAAUGCUUACGCUAUGGAAGUGCCGAUCAUCAGAUUGCUAAUUAUCUAGUUCCACCUCGAGAAGAGAGUAGGACCUAG